Molecule: messenger RNA, 690 nt
Organism: Papaver somniferum (opium poppy)
Lineage: Eukaryota; Viridiplantae; Streptophyta; Magnoliopsida; Ranunculales; Papaveraceae
Product: (-)-alpha-terpineol synthase-like
Exons: 3
Coding region: 1-690 (229 amino acids)
Molecular function (GO): terpene synthase activity
Source: RefSeq, a predicted model, not a curated record
AUGGUGAAAGAAGACAAGAGAUCCACCAGCUACGUCUACCCUCCGAGUAUUUGGGAUCAUGAAUUUGUGCAAUCUCUUAAGAGUGAAUAUACAAAAGAAUCCAAGUAUGGUAGGCGUGUGGAGGAACUUAAGGAAUUCGUUAGGCGCAUGUUUGCUGAUCAUCAAAAAGAAAGUGAUAGGUCCUUAGCUUCAUCUGAUUUGUUGAUGCUGAUCAAUAUCAUUCAAAGGCUUGGAAUCAGUUACCAUUUUGAUACUGAGAUUAAAGCUGCAUUGUGCGCCAUCAAGGACGAGCAUAUUAUUUGGGAAAAAGAGACUUCCGUUUUGCAAGCUGUGAGAUUUAGGCUCCUUAGACAACAUGGUUCUGAAGUUUCUCAAGGCGAAAAAAUCUUAAGAGAAGUACAAGGACUCACUGUGAAUUUUCUUAAAGGGUACAUGACAAUGAUGGAAGAGGAAGUAGAAGAAGAUAAUAACAAAAAAAUAAUUAUGAAAAAAAUGGUACGUCAUGCCCUGGUGAUGCCAUUACAGUGGGAUAUGCCAAGGGUGCAGACACGAUGGUUCAUAGACGUAUAUGAAAUGAUGGAAGGCAUGAACCCGCAGCUGCUACUUGAAUUUGCUAAACUAGACUUUAACAUGGUCCAAGCAAUUCACCAAGAGGACCUGAAGAACAUAUCUAGGUAUGUACACUAUUGA